CCCAUCGUGUAUAUGUAUAUAGUUGCUUAUAGUCAAACCAACCGCGAUAUCUGCGACAGUCGCUUGAAGUGCGCUAGCUCUCGCGUAGCCAAGUGCCAACUCCUUGCAUUGGGUGUUUAUGACUGACGGAGCGAUGCAGGAAGGUAAUGCCCUGGAUUAACGCCCCGGAUCUGUUAUCUAGUGAACCUGAAAGCGCAAAUGGUGCAGUCGCUGCUCACCUCGCUUGCAACGCUAUUCGGAUCGCCGCUGCUCUCGGACUGCCAAGUAGUGUUCUAUAACGCAGAAAAUGUUAGCAAUAGCAGAGAUGCGUGCGGUGCCGCGGAGUCCGGGCCCGAGGUUUUGCAGAUGCUUCCGGCGCACCUCCUCGCUCUGUGGUCCGGCUCGGCCCUGUUCAGAGCCCAGGCAGAGCGCUGGCCGGUUCAGAAAGCUGUGCAUGUUGAGCCGGUGCCUGCUGGCGGCGGCACUGAAGCUGCCACUUCCGCUGCUGCCGAGACUUCGGGCCCUGCGCCGGCAACACAGCCCCAGCCCCAGCCACCGCCCCAGCCGAAGGCACAGCUUCGUGCGGUGCUUGACACGCCUUCGGACCUGCCGUACGCGCUCGCCGCGCUGCGCUACCUGUACACCUUCGGCCUAGGCCACGUGACUGGCGGCGCCGCAGAGCUGCUGCACGUGCGGCGCCUGGCGGGCUACCUACAGAUCCCGGAGUGCGUGGCGGCGUGCGAGGAGGCGUUGGUGGCGCUGGUGGCGCCGCCGGCGCUGCCGGCCACGGGCAACAAGAGCACGGCAGGGGCUGCGGCGUCGGCUGCAACGGUGGUGGGACCUAUAGCCGGGCCAAGGGCAGCGGCGGCUGCCGCCGGGGCAGGAGCGGGGGCGCGUGCAGCAGGAGCGGCCGCGAGGCCAUCGGGAUCUGGACAAGGGGACGCCGCCGCCGCCGCCGGGGCGGUGUGCGGCCUGUUGCCGCCAGCAGCAGCGCUGCCGUCAGCUGUGGUGGAUGUUUACCUGGCGGCACGAGCGCUGCUGGAGCAGCCAGGCGACGACGACGAGGGAGAGGAGGGAGAGGAGGAGGAGCUGCUGGUGGAGGAGCCUUCAGACGCAGACAGCGAACCGGACAUGUCAGACAAGGAGGAGGGGCAGGAGGAGGGGCAGGAGGAGGACUGGGAGGAGCUGGAGCGCGUAAUCGUCCCGGCUGUGGCGGGCUGGGUCGGGUACGGCGGCAAUCCUGGCGACGCAGAGGGCGGUUCCGCAGGUCUGGCAGCCUCAGCGGCGCUGCUGGCGCGGCUGCGGCUUGCGUGCCUCAAGCAGCUUGUGUCCUGGGCCGCUGCCAAUGAGCAGGCGUUACAAGUGUCUAACGCUGCGGAGGGGCAGCGGUGGCUAGCGGAGCAAGUGGCGUUGCGGCGGGCGCGGAGGGAGGAGCGGACAAGAGCAGAGUGGGCCGAGGAGGGGCAGGUGGCCAAGGCGGGAGAAGAGGAGCCGGCGGCUGCGGAUGAAGGGCAGGUGCCGCUGCCGGAUGCGCGGGGCGAGGGCACUGCAGGCGGCGUAGGGGCCGCUGCGGCGGCUGAGGCCGCGGCAGCUGUGCAUACAAGCCGCAGCAAUGGUUCGGAGGCGCUGAAUGCAAGAGCGGCGGCAGUGGCGCAGGGUGCCCAGCCGCCGCAGCCGCCGCAGCCGCCGCAGCCGCCGCAGCCGCACCCAUCGCUCCCAUCCUUCGGCGCGCUGCUGGCGUGGGCAGUGCGCAGCGCGCCACACGCCCUGUCAGAUGACGGCGUGUGGAAAGAGCUGGCAAGCCUCAAUGCCGCCGGCCUGGAGGCUCUGCUGGCGGCAGAGAGCUUCGCCACAGACGAUGAGGCGAGCGUGUUGCUCCUGCUGGCGAAGUGGGUGGCCGUGGCACCGGGCCGGAAGACGGACAAGGAAGCACUGCAGCGGCUCUUCAUGCUGGUUCGGCUGUGCCACAUGAACGAUGUGUACCGCACCGUCGUUGUGCUGCCGCUCGCGGCUGAAUGGCUGCCGGGCCUCGACCUGGCGACCGUGCGUGCGCCGCUCAAGCAGUGGUCUGGCGCAAACGCAAUGCGCCGGUUUCGGUUGCGGCAAGUCGCGCUGUUCAGCCCGGUGGCUAGGCGCUCGCGCUGGUUCGUCUCGCAGCCUCGCCCAGCGGCCCCGCUGCUCGACUUGGCCUGGAGCAUCCCCGGCGAGGUGCUAGACAGCAGCUGGGAGCCGGCGGACGGGUCGUUCGGAGCAGACAACGCUGAGGCCCUCUAUGCCAACGGCUUUCGCUGGACAGUCACGGUGCAGUCCAGCAACCUUCCGGAUCGUGGCGGCGUGUUUCUAAACGCUGCCGUGCCCUCUGCCGUCCGGGCGGGGGGCAGCCGCGGGGAGGAGACGGACGGCGCCCUCGUCAGCCUGGGGCAGGCUGCACUGCUGGUGUACGGCAGGGCUCGCAACGCGGAUGGCGCCGCCGCCGGCAAGGCGACAUACCAGGUCCCAUUUGGGCCGAACCGGGACUUGGUGGAGCUCAGCGGGGGCUACACGGCAAUUAUUCCGCUGGCGCCGCAGCCGCAGCAGUCCCAGCAGCAGAACACGCAGGCCACACCACAACCGGCGCAGCCAUCAUCACAGCAGUCAGCGGUGCAGGCGGCGGCGCAGCAGGACGCUCAACUGGAGCCGCCACGCGUCGAGAAGCCUUGGGGUAUGCACUUGCACGACGACGGUUACAUGCACGGGCGGCUCCGGGUGCGGUGCGUGCAGCGGCGGCUGUAGCGCGCCGGUGCGGCUUGGGCUGGUCUGGUCUGGUAUGCUAGGCUUUGAAAGCACCAAGGAUGGGAUAGUGCAAAGGCCGUACACACGUAGGUGUGUUGGGAAAGCACCAGGUGAAGGUGAAGGUGUGUGUGCAGGUGGCAGGCGUAGUGGGGCCGCCUGAACGCAGGUGGUCGCAAAGGGGCAGAGCAAGUACAGAGCUGUUUCAGGGGGCGCGUGCCGGGAUGCGUGCAACGGUAUGGCCCCAGUACUGUACUAGUAGUGUGUUGUGGACGCAGGAUGCAUACGUGUCGCAUGAGUAAUCAACCAGAGUCUUGGGGCCGGCGGGCGGCCAGAGCUGCUGUGUAUGAUCACUAUGAUGAGCGCAACUUGCAGCAGAUGCAGUUGUGGCAGAUGAGUGGAUUGUUGGGAUGAAACGCGAGAGUGACACCCGAAGGUAUUUCAGGCCCUUCAUGUGGUAAUGCAGUAGAUGCUGAGGUGCUGACUGCUGAGCCGGGGCUCGCAGGCACGGUCCGUACGCGUGCACGGUUCGAUGUGAACAAGUGACUAGUGCGCCCAUAUGAUCCAAGACCGAACGUAACGAGGAAGUGCACAACAACCUGCUAUCGACGAUGCUUUAAGACUAACAAUGCGACUAACAACAUAGGGGGCGGGGUUCACGUUCGCAUCUUACUUGAAAGCCUUCAAGUUCCAAACAGUGGCAGUUAUUAUCACAGGCGGCAGCGGGGGGGGGGAGCGGGGUCCGGAACUUGGGACGCCGUGUCUGCCUACUUCCCAAUCCAGCUGAACCCUAGCACAACAACACGCGUGACCGCGACUUGCUACCCCUUUCCUGGAACGGGGCUUUGCGGGCCUGCGCAAAAACAAAAAGCGCAACAGACAGGUCCCUGGUGUGCCUACCCCCAGUCCCUCUUGUAACCAAUGCAAUCU
Chlamydomonas reinhardtii is the source of this 3678-nucleotide messenger RNA. RefSeq lists its product as uncharacterized. Lineage: Eukaryota; Viridiplantae; Chlorophyta; Chlorophyceae; Chlamydomonadales; Chlamydomonadaceae. Gene Ontology annotation, molecular function: transcription cis-regulatory region binding. Gene Ontology annotation, biological process: regulation of transcription by RNA polymerase II. Gene Ontology annotation, cellular component: nucleus. The transcript has 3 exons. The record is from RefSeq and is a predicted model, not a curated record. The coding region runs from base 346 to 2751 and encodes 801 amino acids.